GCAGAUGCUGAAGGAAAUGCGAGAAUCUUUCGUUACAGGUGAAGGAAAUGCAAAUCGUGAGGGUAUGAGAGGCAGUGCCAUAGCCACGCAGCCCCUAUUUGUUUAUCUGUUAAAGGAGGAGUCCUAGCAUGAGAUACAGCCUGCUGAACUGUAAACUGGAACCUGACCUAGCCUGUUGCAUUGUAACUGCAACCCGACCCUGAACUAUGAGCUGCCUUAAAUCGUGAGAGGAAGCCAAGCAGAUUACGCAACCUUUGCCCAACUACUACUACACUUUUCAGGAUGAAGAUGCUGCUUACAGCCAGCAGCUCACUCGGGUUACAGACUUUAAAGGUUCCAGCUAGCUUUCGAGGCUGAUUCCAUCAGUACAACAAGCUGGCACGAGGAAUUAGUACAGAACAACGAGACGGAACGCGGCACAGCGUGUGCAGCUCCACGAGCUAAACUCUGACAGCUGCAGCCUACACACGCGCUGCCACGCUCUCCAUGUAAGUGACCCGAUCCAACUGACGGGAUUCAGGACCCGGAGACAGCCGCAGAAUGACGGACGUGCUGCUGAUAACAGCCAAUGUGGGAUCGCUCUUCGAAAAUCUCGGAGACCUGAAGAAGGGGUGGCUGUGUGAAUUCUAUAAGCUGGUUCACAAGCUCAAACCACAGUUUAUUGCACUUCACUGCCAAGAAAUUGGAGGAAAGGACUAUGAGCUAAACAUGAGCCAGGUGGAGACCUUCUUCAGGCUGUUCCUUACGAGUGUUGAAAUGAAGGCCUACGACAGAGUGCAGGGUUACCUGGACACAGACUUCACGUCCGUGAACACAUUCACUGCCUUGGGAAGCAUGUAUUUUGUACAUGAAUCGCUAACAGACAUCCAACAAUAUAACUUUCAAGUAAAACAGUUCUUUCAACUUUCUGAAAAAGAGCUUCACUUGGGAAACCUUGAAAGACAUCCUUUUCUAGAGAAGGAGAAGUUUUCUCCAAAAUUCUGGCCUGAGUUUAAAUGGACCAGAAAAGGUUACACAAGAACUCGCUGGCUUAUUGGAAAUCGUAAUUUUAAUCUAGUAAACGUGCACCUUUUCCAUGAUGCAUCAAACCUUGUGGCCUAUGACUCCAGUCCUUCCUUUUAUUGUGGGAAUAGAGCUGAAGCCCUCAGAUAUGUCAUCAACAGGGUCAAGGACAACAAUCAUUUAUCACUGCCUUUCUUCCUUUUUGGUGAUUUUAAUGUCAGGUUAGACACACGAAGUCUUAUUCAGAACCUCUGUAGCACCGGAGAGAUCCAGCUGGUGAAGAAUGUCAGUAGUAAUGAGGUAGAAAAGAUCAUCUGUGAGGAGAAUGACGGAAAUAAGCAGGUUCUCCUUCAUAUUGAGACAAAACUGUUUGAAUAUCUGUAUACAGAAAUCUUCAGGGCGGAUAACGGUCAAGCAUUACAUCAGUACGAUCAAGAACUUUCUGCCUUCUCUGAUGAUCUUGUUGAAGAAGAUAUCCAUUUUCCACCCAGCUAUCCGUAUAGUGAAGACUGCACACAGCCCACACAGUAUAUGAACACUCGGUGCCCUGCAUGGUGUGAUCGCAUCUUGAUGUCAUAUGCUGCUAGCAAUAUGGUCCAUGAGGCAGAGCAGUGUGAAAAUCCUUACAAGAAGAGAAAGGUAGAUGAACGUAAGCCGACCCAUAUGAUAUAUGAUAAUAUAGGACCAAAUGUCUGUAUGGGAGACCACAAGCCAAUUUUCCUCUUCUUUCGGUUACAGACUUAAAGGCACUACAAAAAGAAAAUCUGGAAACUUUUUUGGGUACCCCUGCGGGAACAUGAUGGACCUUCUAGAAACUUGUGUGUCAGCAAGUUGUUGGUGAAUCAAGAGGCAGCCUUCAACAGGAGAAGUAUGACAGUGCAUCCAAAGACACUGUGACCUGGGUUCAAAUGCACCCUCUUUGGGGGUGGUAUUAGAGGAUAUUAGUUAUAUUAUCUGUGCUGUUUGCACUCUUUAUAAGCUUUUAUAUUUCAUAGUGGUAUUAUUGUUUUAAUAAUUUGAUAUUUGUUGGAGAGGUUUUAUAGGACCAUGUUUCUAGUGACAUACAUUUCAAGUUCUCUGAAACAAUUAUUGGUGCUUGACUUCUAUGAGUCGUCAGAGCUCCGCAAGGCUUUUACAUUUUGGUAGGGCUGGUCAGAGUUCACAUAGCUUUUACAUUUGGGUAGUGGUUCUUUUUAGUUAGUUCUGGAUUUCUGCAAUUGUAGUUUCAGAAUUAACCAUUAGAACUGUGUACCAUAUGAAGUAACUAAUUUUAUUGUAUAAUAUAUAUAUAUAUAUAUAUAUAUAUAUAUAUAUAUAUAUAUAUAUAUAUAUAUAUAUAUAUAUAUCAUUACUCAUGGUUUGUGUCUGCCUACUAAAGUUUCUCAUAGGACACAGCAGGACAUCACUGACUGAGAUUAGAAGUAAAUGAGACACAGGAACUUUGUUGACACAGUAUAACUUAGUGUCAGAUAAAUCCUAUAUAAACUUAUUUUCUUAGAUUUCAGUUGCCAGUCCUGGAUUUCAGAAUCUGACAACAACAGGUAGCCACCACUGUUUCAGAAUCUACUGCAUAUCUGAUAUGCCUUGUAUAGGCUUGUGACAUCACCACACUGGGCCAGUAAUCAAGGAGGCUGUAUCCUCACCACUGACACUGGAGAGGGACGUGUACUUGGAAUACAGAUUGAUUCACUAAGUAUUUCCAGAUGCAGACCUCUCUGCAUCAGGCAUCAUUUCCCUUAAGAGCACACAGGGCACCCACUCAGCCUGCGGUCUGGGUGUCUCUAUCUGCCUCUCCCCGGGUCCCCAUAAGGCUCCCUACUGGCACUGUGAAACCAGUGCUUUGUGUCCGUGCCUCAAGUAGCUGACACACACACACUCUUUGAGAUUUAAUUUUCACACACACACUUGAGAAAGGCUGGCACAGAUUAUCCGCUCUACCAACUUUGCCCAGACUAUAAGGUAGAUUCACUACCACCAGUUACUUACUAUAUGGCUCUUAAAAGGGUAUCCAGUUAUGCUGAGUGAAGUUAAUACUAGUACAAAUGGUAAUGUUGAUCAAACAGUAAGGCUUUCAGGAGUGCCCAGAGUUAUCACCAAAUAAAUAUGUGCAAAUACUCGCAAAGCUUAAAUAUUUUCUAAAAAGGACCAGCCACAAUGAAAAGUUUAAAUAUAUUUAAUAAUAAAAGAACAAGAAAAUGCUGAAUACAUAUUUAUAGUAAACCACAGAGUUUAAAUCACAGGAAAUAUUGAAAAUAACAUUGAUGGACAGACUCAUACAAAUAAAGAAAAACAAUCUCUAAACUAAGCUUCACUAUAUACAUGUGAUUUACUGUUACAGUGACUUACUGAAUCUAGGAAAAUUAGUAUUCCCUAAUAACUUACUUGAUAGAGCAAAUCACACUGAAAUACAUGAGCAGUCUUUCUAGUCAGGUUCCCCAAAAUGGAAUAUUCAAUACUCAG
This is a messenger RNA of Protopterus annectens (West African lungfish), 3462 nucleotides long. RefSeq names its product inositol polyphosphate-5-phosphatase A-like. Bases 541 to 1746 code for a protein of 401 amino acids. The transcript has 17 exons. Gene Ontology annotation, biological process: phosphatidylinositol dephosphorylation. The record is from RefSeq and is a predicted model, not a curated record. Gene Ontology annotation, molecular function: inositol-polyphosphate 5-phosphatase activity. NCBI's taxonomy places the organism in Eukaryota, Metazoa, Chordata, Ceratodontiformes, Protopteridae.